AUGGGAAAUGAAACGAGCUAUCAAGACCACCGCUUCCCCGUUCUGGCCUUCAAACGACUGCCAACAGGGCCAACACCGACGGACGCCUCAUCGCUGCCCAGUACCCCGCGUCGGGAAGGCUUCAUCAGACGUCAGGAGUCCUACCCGUCAGAGCCCGACUACACCGACAGCUCCGACAACUCCGUGGUGUAUCGGAGACGCGCAGCUGGCGGUGGCAACUCCACGCAUUGGCUACAGACCGUCCACGGUUCUGGAGGAACUCCUUCGAGCGAGAAGGGGUCUCUUCUGGACCUGCUGGUGAGGCGAAUAAGUCGACAGAACUUGGCCUCUUCGUCCGAUGACGACCAAGCCGGUGGGACCAAGGACAUGUCCUCCGCCACGAGUUUACAGGACUCCGUCUGUGAGAUUCUUGAAUCCUCUCAGCAACUCAGUGAGGCGGAAAAAGAACAAAUUAAACACGUGCUUAAUCGAGUUAGACAGGUGGAGCACAGAGAGGCGGAACGCGUAUCGUAA
Molecule: messenger RNA, 513 nt
Organism: Mesocestoides corti
Lineage: Eukaryota; Metazoa; Platyhelminthes; Cestoda; Cyclophyllidea; Mesocestoididae
Source: the annotation of a GenBank genome assembly